Molecule: messenger RNA, 1026 nt
Organism: Caenorhabditis briggsae
Lineage: Eukaryota; Metazoa; Nematoda; Chromadorea; Rhabditida; Rhabditidae
Exons: 5
Coding region: 1-1026 (341 amino acids)
Cellular component (GO): lysosome
Molecular function (GO): cysteine-type endopeptidase activity
Source: RefSeq, a predicted model, not a curated record
AUGUUGAAAAAAUCAGGUUCGCUAUUGGCCGUCUUCUUUGUGGGGCUCGUUAUUUCGGAGCCACUUCCAACAUUCAGAAUUGAAAAUUUGGAACUGAUUCUGCAACGUCAUCAGAUUCCAACACCAGAUGUGAAGUAUACGGAAGCAUUCCAGAAUUUUCUUGUCAAAUAUUUGAGAGAAUACAAGAGUGAAGAGGAAAUUGUGAAGAGAUUCACCAUCUUUUCAAGGAACAUGGAUUUGGUGGAGAGAUACAACAAAGAAGGCGCUGGGAAAGUUACAUAUGAACUCAACGAUUUUUCUGAUCUUUCCGAUGAAGAAUGGAAGCAAUUUCUAAUGAAGCCACGCCCACAAAAAUUCUCGAAAUCUUCGAAUUUCAAAUUCCCGCUCAAAAAGGAAAUUCCAGAAUCUGUAGAUUGGAGAAAUCGAAAUGGACAAAGUCAUGUGACUGGAAUAAAAUAUCAGGGACCAUGUGGAUCCUGCUGGGCGUUUGCCACUGCUGCCGCUAUUGAAUCGGCGGUAUCGAUUAGUGGAGGCGGUUUGACGAGUUUGUCUUCCCAACAGCUACUCGACUGCACUCCAGUUUCCGACAAAUGUGGAGGUGGUGAGCCGGUCGAAGCUCUUUCCUAUGCUCAAUUCCAUGGAGUCACCAAUGCUAUUAGCUAUCCAUACUACUUUUGGUCCACAAAAUGCAGAGAAAAUGUUCCAACUGUUGCAAAGAUUCGUACGUGGGCUGAAGCUGAGAGUGAGGAGGAGAUGGCCGAAAUGGUGGCUGUUGGAGGUCCAAUGAUUGUUUGUGCCAACUUUGCGACCAACAAGAAUAGAUUCUAUCAUAGUGGAAUUGCGGAGGAUCCCGAUUGUGGGACUGAACCAACGCAUGCUCUAAUUGUGAUUGGAUACGGACCAGAUUAUUGGAUUUUGAAGAACACCUACAGUAAGAUUUGGGGAGAAAAGGGAUAUAUGAGAGUGAAGAGAGGCGUUAAUUGGUGUGGAAUUAACACUGAAAAACCACUUCUUCCAAUUUUGUAA